AUGGAAGCUACACCCUCCCGCUGCACGACCAACAGCAGGACUGGCGUUUGCGCUGUCGUGGCCCUGUCAACUCUACCUAUAGAAGCCCAGACCCAGAACCCGGCAGCGCCUGGCUGGCAACCAGCCCGAGCCCGCCACUACGACACGCAGCAGCGCACGAGGGUGGGCGAGGCCAAGGGGCGUAGCUCCGAGUGCGAUGUAGGGGAGGCCUGGGUGCAGCGUCACCUCAGAGCAUGCUCUUGUCGGCUACGAGACACGCCUCUUCCCUCUUAUCCUAACCCUCGCAUUCCCGCUCUCUCUCAGUGUCUCUCUCUAUUCCCCUCCCCCCACUACGACCAGGCCCUCGCUCGCACCCAACGCCCGCGCCCGCGUCCUCCCCGCCAAACUCGCUCCUCGUCGCUCAAUCUCCCGCCCCACGACGACGACUCGCCCGCCCAAACGCCGUUACCCUCCCGCGAACCCGCGAAAUUUGUCAUGGUGAUUAACGAUUCUGGUGUCAGAGUCUCCCGCUCCUCCAUCGCUAUGUCCAAUCCCACCACGUCCAACGCAGCCCAGAAGCUGCACCAGACCUCGACCCCGUCCUCCCGCCCUCGCAACCGCCGCGAGUCAACCACCGGCGUCGCCCCGGGUGGAAGCCGUGCUCGCAAGAACAGCGUCGCUGGCCCUCCCGCCGCCAACAAUGCUGCGUCCAACUCGGUGCGCCCCCGUGCCAACACCAUCAGCCAUGUUGACGGCAAUGCUAUGCAGAUGAUGGCCGCCAAUGCCGCCGUUGCACGGGGCAUGCCUCCGACUCACACUCACAGCCGGCACCCAAGUCUUGCCGGCUUGCCUAUGCAUAACUUUGACCACAUUUUCGGUGGUAUGUCGGCUGCCAUGGGCCAGCGAGGGGUUCAGCCGGGUCUGCCCAAGCUGGAGACUGGCACCCUCGGCAACAUUGACUUCACCAGCGGCCUUCGCACCGCGCCGCCAAUGGCUGCUUUUAACACGGAAUUCGAUUUUGAGGGUCUUCUCUUUGGGCCGGGCUCCACGAUCAAUCCCAACGCCCUUCAUUACAAUGAUUCGCCGCAGUCGAUGGCCUUGGAACAGACCUCGCCGUUUGCGCAAUCCCUUAAUGAGAUGCCUACGAGCCAAACUCUCGACGAUAAUUUUGACUGGUUGACUGGAUUCGAGCAUCAGAUGUCUUUUAACACGAACGAAAACGUUGUGGACGGGUCGAGCCCGUCCGCCAUCAGUACGACGAGCCAGAGUGGGAUUAGUGAUGUUAUGUUGGAUGGGUCAAAUCACCCCGCGCCGGCCGGGACGAGUACCAUGUGGCAACCCUCCGUGAUGGGCCCUCCACAGAUGCCGAACCCGUUUGCGAUGGAUCUGAAUGGUUCCGUCUUUCCAGAUCUCCUGAAUGGGGCCCCGUUAUCACCGCAGCCAGCUUCUCAAAAGAUCAAUGACCCUUACUUCUCUACGCCUCCACCUUCGCUGAGCUCGCUGAGCCCGUCCGUCGUAUCUGGGCUGGGCGCACAGAACAUUAACCAUACCCUUGGCUUCAACGCCGGCCCGGAAACGCCCUCAUCUCUCCAGGGUGGAAACCACGGGGCCUCGCCCGUAACCACCAUCACAGAUGCCACCCGGAGUGCCAUUGUGAACACCCUGUCCCAGUGCCUACCCUUUGGCGGUCGUAAAUACUCUUUUACUUCUCAGGGCUCACCUCAAGCGUCUCACAUCCAGUCUGCCGGCGCCAACGCCUCCCCCCAGGCCGCCAGCUUGCCCAGUACGCCGGAUCUUCAACGAUACGUUGGUGCUUACCUUGCCUAUUUCCACCCACAUCUUCCUUUCUUGCAUAUUCCCACUUUGUCCUUCGAUUUGCCCCCUCCCACAAAUAAUCGGCCCGGUGUAGGUGGUAGUGGCUGUCUGAUUCUUUCUAUGGCCGCCAUCGGCGCACUUUAUGAGAUGGAGCAUGCCCAGUCGCGCGAGCUCUUUGAGAUGGCCAAGAAGAUGAUUUUCUUCUAUCUCGAGGAGCGGCGCAAAGCCGACGUCCGAAAAGCGGAUAUCCGACGCAGCACCCCUGUCGGCGACCAGAACCCACGUUUCAGCGAAAGCGCCGUGCACACCCCCGUCUGGCUCGUCCAGGCUAUGCUCCUCAACGUUGUCUAUGGCCACAAUUGCGGCGACAAAACCGCUAGUGACAUUGCGUCCACCCACUGUGCUGCCCUGGUCAGCUUGGCCCAGGCGGCUGACCUCCUUCGACCCGACCGUGCCAGUACCGCCGAGAGGCAAGAUACUCACAUGACAGAUGAUGGGAAUUGGAACGCCAAGGCUGAAUCUGACCAUGUGGAGUGGCUGCGUUGGAAGUCGGUCGAGGAGCGGAAGCGCACUCUUUACGCUGUCUUUAUCCUCUCCAGCCUUCUGGUCUCCGCUUACAACCACACACCAGCUUUGACAAAUUCGGAAAUUUUCUUGGAUCUGCCUUGUGACGAGGAAUUCUUCUCUGCCGACUCUGGUGCUGCCUUUGCUUCCAGAGGAGGAGCCGAUGCUGCUAACCAUAACCGUAUGACGUUCCAUGAUGCCCUGGGAGAUCUCCUCCGCACGAAUGAGAGACAGCAGCAGCAGCAACUCGCUCUUAAUGGUCAGCAGGGGUUUGAAACUUCGCCUGAUGGAAAAGACACGCCCAAGACCGAUCUCAAGCCCAGCACGUUUGGUUGCCUGGUUCUCAUCAACGCCCUCCACAAUUACAUCUGGGAGACGCGGCAACGGCACCACAACAAGGUCUGGACAAAUGAAGAGACGGAGAAAAUGCAUCGGCAUAUUGAGCCUGCUCUCAAGGCAUGGCAGGCCGCCUGGGCCAGCAACCCACACCAUAGCCUGGAGCGACCAAACCCGUUUGGCAUGGGCCCACUCUCCGCCGACGCAAUCCCGCUCCUUGAUCUUGCGUACAUUCGACUAUUUGUCAAUUUGUCUCGGUCAAAGGAGAAGUUCUGGCAACGCGAUUGGGAUGGAAUGGCCAGAGAGCUGUCCCGCGGCAACGAGAUAAUUCAACACGCAGAGCACUCUCCAGGAUCCAACUCCGAAUCCGUCGGGACCGAAAUGUCGGAUCCCUCCGUGCACAGCUCCGUCUUUGUGGAUUCUCCCGGGACCCCUCCAGCAGAAUUUCCUGGAGCGAAGUUCCCCGGUGCGAACACAGGAACGACCACAUCUGGCAUGACGAACCGCUCCAUUUCUCGACGGGAGAAGCACUUGCGAAAAGCGGCGUUUUAUGCCGCAGACUCCCUGGCCAUGUCAGAUAAGCUCGGAGUUACGUUUGCUGACUUUACGAGCCGAGAGCUACCCCUCCAAUCAGCGCUCUGUGCGUUUGAUUGCGCCCAAGUGCUAGCUGAAUGGAUCGCAACUCUGCAGGAUCGUGUCGGUCGGUACCUGGGGAUCCUCGGCCAAGACCAAGUGGAUCUGUCACAAGUCCCAGCCAUUAUGCUUCUAGAAGAAGAGGACGUGAAGCUGCUCGACAAGAUCCAGGAGGUUUUGGGCUCCGCAGAGAUGAAGAUGAGCAUGGAGCUUGUCAACGGUGGCAUUGAGCCCAGCAUCAACAUGGAUGGGCAUAGCGGGUAUGCCGCGAAGCUCCUCCGUAUCACCGCAUUCAUGUUGGACAAGGAGGCAGUCUGGCCAGUGACUCGCCUCAAGGCCCGCUGUCUAGAGUCUCAUGCGAACCACAUGCGGGCCCGAGCGGAAAAGUCCAUCAUGACCACUGAGUGA
Ilyonectria robusta is the source of this 3735-nucleotide messenger RNA. RefSeq names its product fungal-specific transcription factor domain-containing protein. Gene Ontology annotation, cellular component: chromatin. Gene Ontology annotation, biological process: regulation of transcription by RNA polymerase II; DNA-templated transcription. Lineage: Eukaryota; Fungi; Ascomycota; Sordariomycetes; Hypocreales; Nectriaceae. The coding region runs from base 1 to 3735 and encodes 1244 amino acids. Gene Ontology annotation, molecular function: RNA polymerase II cis-regulatory region sequence-specific DNA binding; zinc ion binding; DNA-binding transcription factor activity, RNA polymerase II-specific. The record is from RefSeq and is a predicted model, not a curated record. The transcript has 3 exons.